GCGGUGCCCGGCGCGAUGCAGCGAGGCGGCGGGGGCGCCGGCGGCGGCGGCGGGGGCGGCCCGGCGGGCAGCGGCGCGGGCGGCCCGGGCGCUGCCUUCUCCAUCGACUCCCUGAUCGGGCCGCCGCCGCCCCGCGCCGGCCACUUGCUCUACACCGGCUACCCCAUGUUCAUGCCUUACCGGCCCCUGGUGCUGCCGCAAGCGCUGGCGCCCGCGCCGCUGCCCGCCGGCCUCCCGCCCCUCGCCCCGCUCGCCUCCUUCGCCGGCCGCCUCACCAACACCUUCUGCGCCGGCCUGGGCCAGGCCGUGCCCUCCAUGGUGGCGCUGACCACCGCGCUGCCCAGCUUCGCCGAGCCUCCCGAUGCGUUCUACGGGGCCCCCGAGCUCGCCGCCGCUGCCGCCGCCGCCGCCGCCGCCGCCGCUGCCACCGCGUCCCGGAGCAACGCGGAGCCGGGCGGCCGCCGCCCCGAGGGCGCGCUGGACACGGACGAGCUGCUGCCGGCGCGCGAGAAAGUGGCCGAACCGCCGCCGCCGCCGUCGUCGCACUUCUCCGACACUUUCCCAAGUCUGCCCGCUGAGGGGAAGGUGUACAACAGCUCAGAUGAGGAGCCGUUGGAGGCGCCAGCAGGAGACCCCGCAGGCAGCGAGCAGGAGGGAGAGGGGUCAGGAGGAGACAGCGAGGAUGACGGCGGUUUUAUGGACAGUUCUGCCGGGGGCCCCGGGGCCCUCCUGGGACCUAAAGCCAAGCUAAAGGGAAGCCUGGGGGCUGGCACCGAGGACGGGGCCCCGGUGUCAGCUGGUGUCCCAGCCCCUGGGGGGAAGAGCCGGCGGCGCCGCACGGCCUUCACCAGCGAGCAGCUCUUGGAGCUGGAGAAGGAGUUUCACUGCAAGAAGUACCUGAGCCUGACGGAGCGCUCGCAGAUCGCCCACGCCCUCAAGCUGAGCGAAGUGCAGGUGAAGAUCUGGUUCCAGAACCGGCGGGCUAAAUGGAAGCGCAUCAAGGCUGGCAAUGUCAGCAGCCGUUCUGGGGAGCCCGUGAGGAACCCCAAGAUCGUUGUGCCCAUACCUGUGCACGUCAAUCGGUUUGCGAUGCGAAGCCAACAUCAGCAAAUGGAACAGGGAGCCCGGCCCUGAGCAGGCAUUCGCACCUCUCCAGAAGGAAAAGGGGGUUGCUCCGUAUCUGUUUGAGAUGUGGGGGCCAGGGUCUGUGGACCAGCAGGGCUGCCCAGGAUUCUGCCCUCUGACGACCCCCCCCCCCCCCGGCAAUGAUCACAGCUCGAGAUGUGCUCUCCCGGUGACCCUGG
This is a messenger RNA of Suncus etruscus (white-toothed pygmy shrew), 1304 nucleotides long. RefSeq names its product gastrulation brain homeobox 1 (gene GBX1). The transcript has 3 exons. Bases 16 to 1134 code for a protein of 372 amino acids. NCBI's taxonomy places the organism in Eukaryota, Metazoa, Chordata, Mammalia, Eulipotyphla, Soricidae. Gene Ontology annotation, cellular component: nucleus. The record is from RefSeq and is a predicted model, not a curated record. Gene Ontology annotation, biological process: regulation of nervous system development; regulation of transcription by RNA polymerase II. Gene Ontology annotation, molecular function: DNA-binding transcription factor activity, RNA polymerase II-specific; RNA polymerase II transcription regulatory region sequence-specific DNA binding.